GCUACUUAGGUAUGGUACACCAAUUCUCGUCAAAUAGGACACACUAAAAAGAUUGGGACCAGGAUAUGUCAACAGAUGAAUAAGUGAAUUCGGAAACGAGGGAUCGCUAAAUAAGCACGGGCAAUAAGUAAAUCCAGCUGGGUUAACCCAAUUUUUUCAACCUCACCUAUUAAAAAGUGUGCAGGUAAAUGAUGAAGCAGGCGGGCAGUGUUUGAGCGGCGGCGGCGCGGCGGGCGGGCGUGACGUCACGAGGCCGGGCGCUCCGGAAGCGGCCCGGAGGCGCUCGCCGGUAGGAGUCCUGCGCUCCCUGGACCGACGACACCGUUUAUUGCAAGCAAACGCGCCAAUUGAACCGCGUGUCCGCUGCUCGCCCACUCGAGCAAUGCUCGCGCCGAAUCGCGACAAUUUCGACUCCUAAUAAUAUUAUGUGCAAUUUUGCGCGUCGCAAACUAAGUUAUAAGGAUACGUUAAUUUUAGUUUUACCCUCGUGUGAAAAUGUAUUGUUUACUUUUGUUGACGGUUGCGGCUGUGUUACUUAAAAGUUUUAGUGCACAAGAUAUUUUAACAGUUGAAGCGGUUUUAGGACACAGUGUGGAGUUACCAUGCAACGUCACGGCGGAGAAAGAAGAUGACAGGCUGAACAUCUUGGCCUGGUACAGGAACGGCUCGACAACGGCUUUUUAUAGCAGUCGCGACCUUCGCGGCGCAGGCAGCGUGAUGUCGUCGGGCGAGCGGUACCGCCUCGUCGCCUCGGAGAGCGAGGGCCUGGAUAAGCUGCAGAUCCUGAAAGUUCGUGCUGCGGAUGCUGGGGUGUAUCGGUGCCACGCGGAUUUCGCUGCGAGCCCCACACGCAAGACCUUCGUACAUUUGACAGUUAUAGAACCACCACAAAAACUUUGGGUGAUAUAUGAAAACGGCACGCGCGUCACUACGGCGAGCAUGGGGUCCAACGCGAGUAGGAACGUUGGACCGUUUUACGUCGGUGAUACUAUUUACCUUUUCUGCGUGGCUUUCGAAGGCAAACCUAAACCGACGUUGUCCUGGUGGACGGGCCAGCGGUUACUUAAAAACGCGACGACACCGCUGUCCGAGCAGCGCGUGCGCAGCGACCUCCGCUACGGCCCGCUGCUGCGCGAGGACCACGGCCGGGUGUUCACUUGCUUCGCGAAGAACAACGAAAACACGCCGCCCCUCUCCAUUGACGUCACUAUUGACAUGUACUUACCACCGCAGCUGGUGUCGGUGCGGGUGUCGGGCAGUAGAGCCGACUCGGUGUCGGUGGGGCGCGUGAGGGCCGACGAGCCUCUCGCGCUGCAGUGCCGGGUGCUCGGCGCAAGGCCACUGCCUCCGGUCGUGUGGAGGCUGAACGACGCGCAGCUGGUCAACUUGGAGCAGAACACCACGAUAGAAUCGUCUCAACGGCUGGUGGUGAGCGAGAUCCAGCUCAGCAUCACGCACGAGCACGACGAGUCGCUGGUGACGUGCUGCGCGCCCGCCUACAAGCGCGACACCGAGGAGUUCGUCUGCGCCGCCGCUCUGCCGCUUACUGUUCUAUAUCCUCCAGUUUUGCAAAUCGUCGUGGAAGAAGCAUUGGACAACUACACAUUGGCAGUCGUCAAAGGUUCCAACGUAUCAAUGAACUGCAGUUACCAGGCGAAUCCGUCCAUUAGUCAGCUCAUUUGGUUCCAUGAGGACGACGUAAUGGCCGAAAACACUCAACACACCGAGGCAGCGAUCCAGCCCACGCUGAGCUUGACUUCGGUGAGCGAAAGUGACGCGGGCGAGUAUGUGUGCGCCGCCACCAACGACGUGGGCUCCACCUACAGCGAGCCUAUCAUCAUUGAUGUCACGUACCCCCCGUUUUGUGAAGACGAAACCGUAGUGGAAUAUGGUGUCGGAGACAACGAAUGCCUGAACCUAACCUGCAAAGUGAAAGCCAAUCCUGAACCCACAGUGUACCAAUGGUUACUGAUCAGCGAAGUCAAUGGCAGCAAGCUGCGAAGCAACCACUCUGUCACACUAGAAACAAAGGACUCCUUCCUCUCAUACGAAAGGCCAAAUGGAACUACCACUCUAAUAUACUGCUGGGGGUUGAACGGUGUAAUAAACAACGAGCUUCAGCCGAAGAGGUGCACGUUUAUGGUCACAGACGAAACAGCUCCGCGUACGCCGACCAACUGCGAGGCAAUCAAGAAUGUGUUGAAGGAAAUAACGGUUACAUGCGAAGAGGGACACGACGGAGGAAUGCAACAGAAAUUCAAAUUCACAGUGUAUUCGUUGGACUCGGAUGAACAACUCGUGUCCAUUAUAAAUCAGGAGCCGAAGUUCAUGAUUCAGGAACCCAAGCAAGCGAACUAUAAAUUCGUUAUUAUUGCAUUCAACGAGAAAGGUGACAGCGAAAGUGUCGAAAUCGAAAGAGACGAUAUUAUUGAUGAAAAUGCGGGUGGAGCAGAGACGAUAAGCGCAGUGACGAACAUAACCACGCUGGCGCUGUCACUGUGCGGCGGCGUGGCGCUGCUGGCGCUGGCGGCGUGCGGGCUGGUGCUGUGCGCGCACGAGCGCGGCUCGCGCACCGACAUCCCGCGCGCGCUGCAGGACCCGCCCCUCUGCGCUUUUAAUACUGACGAUACAUGUGAAACCUUUCACGAUAGCGACGAUGGUAGCGAAUUCAACGUGAGACGAACAGAAUCCUUCAGACGAGCAAUGACGAAGUACCCACCCAAGAACUUCGACGUAAGAAGAACUAGCUCGUUCCAUUCCGCGCGCUACUUGCACGAACACGACGCGCCGAAGUGCAACGAUCUGUCGCGACACAGCGCCAGCUGUCGCGUGCACUCCUUACAGAACAUCAGCAGGAAGAGAGAUAUGGAUAUGCUUUGUGACCAUUUGGUUAUGCAUCUGCCGCCUGAAACUAGCUACAAUGUACCGAAACCGAUGAACACAUUUUAUACAAUGCCUAGAAAAAUGCGUCACAAAGCAGCCAAAGAAAUAAGCGACGAAACAUCGGAAAUCACACAAAAUUCUGAUGGGUUUUCUUUGCCGCCACCGCCAGACGAAUUCGGCACCUAUCGAGCUGCAAGCAGGAUCAGGGAUAUGCCGACAAAAUCAGCACCUGCUUACACACAGGUUAUAAGGCACAAUAAUUCCACUAACAAAGAACCGACAAAGUACAACAACGUUAUUAUUUCCCCAAUGAAUACGGUGGGACUCCCGAGUAUUAGUGGAACACAGCACAGCGUGUAUACUUAUCCGGACGAUGAUCAUCAGGUAAACACAAAUCCUUUUGAUGAUUCCCCUUAGUGCAAUACUAGAUAAUAUUUAGUGUAAUAACUUGUUUAUUUUUCGAAGGACUUGCAAAUAUGUGGAUCCUUGCAAAGUAAAUAUACGUAUAUUUAAUAUUUUUGUAUUGUAAGAGUUUGUAGUUUUAUACUCUGUAAAAAACGCAUGGAUUUAAAUAAAAAGCAUCGUAGGCACGAUGAUAUUUUAUUUACAAAAAUAGAAAUCACAACUGAUUCUGACUAGCAGAAUCGCUUCAUAUUAUUUAUUUUUAUCACAUGCACAUAAUUAUUAGGACUUAAGUAUCUAAUACAUCAUUUUUGUGAAUGUAUAUAGCACUUAAAUUGAGGGAAUAACGAUUAAUUAAUCAGUCACUGCCACAUGUGUAUGUAAUAUUACAUAGUAAUUUUACAAAUCGUUUUAAGUUAUUUAGGUAAUUGAAAAGAAAUGAACUUUUGUAAUUGUACUGGAAUAGAUUUAAUAAAUAAUUCACUGAUGUCAACAUUGCUUUUAUUUAAAAAACCUGAUU
Molecule: messenger RNA, 3805 nt
Organism: Maniola jurtina (meadow brown)
Lineage: Eukaryota; Metazoa; Arthropoda; Insecta; Lepidoptera; Nymphalidae
Product: synaptogenesis protein syg-2-like
Exons: 15
Coding region: 496-3300 (934 amino acids)
Source: RefSeq, a predicted model, not a curated record